AUGCGCGCAACUGAGGUGGUGCAUCCGGUGAACGGGACGACGAUGACAGCGCCGUCACUGAAGAACAUUUUCGUGCUAUACUCGCUAAUGGGCGAGGAAUUGGAGCCCGUACAGGAAAGCAAACCGCAGCGCGGACCCGACACCAACUGGAACGCCUUCGUUCUGCCGCUACCGUCCGCAGGUGGUCGAGUGCGGCUUGCAGAUGUGCAGAAGGCGUUCCCUCUAGGCAGCAACUAUCAUUUCGCCUUCCGCUGUGAGGAUGGUGCCUACUUGGACUUAACAAAUCCGGAUUCGGCUGUUCCGUUCUGCGGCCGCAAGAUCCUGGCUCGCAUCACGCCUUUGGACGAGGAAAUAAGUGUCGAGUAUCUACACUACGAGGAGUCUCGAGAAGCGUUCGCACUGAUAGCUAUGGAAGUAGCACGACAGAACGUCGUCAUCGCGACGAUUAUGAGGAGUUCGAGUCGACGACGUACGAGUCCCAAGAUGAAGAACCACCAGCAUCAGUUGCACGCUCGCAAUCACGUGAUAAAAUGCGGAAGGAUCAGACGGGAAAUGAAUGGAACCGCGAUAACUACGAGAACGGCGGCACUGAAUACCAGAACGUGGGUGAUGACAAUCGCGGCUCGCAGUUUGGUCGUGAUGAUCGAUAUGACUCGAGUGGCUCUCGUCAAUCAUCAGAAUGGACUGAGGCAGGCAAAGACGCACAGGCUUAUUUGCGGAAACAAACGGAGCAAGCAUACGAUUUUGCCAAGAAGAUUUCUAUUGAGGAUGCCAAGAAAGGUGCGUCAGAGACAGCCAAGAAGGCGAAGAAAUGGGAGUGAAACCAUCCAAGUUGGCGGUGUCACCGUGCAAGUCGUGCGGCUACUCGCCGAAGGGGCCUAUGCUCAAGUGCUUUUGGUUCGGUCAUCUGCCACCAACGAAACUUUUGCGCUAAAACGAAUCCUCUGCCAGUCCCAAGAGGUUGAAAAUGACGUGCAGAUGGAGCUUCAAGUCUUCCGGUCUGUCAAGCACCUAAAUAUCAUGCCACUUGUAGAGUUUUCUGAAGCACGGGUUCAGCAAGGAAUGGAGUUUUACUUUUUGGUCCCGUACUUUGAGCGCGGAAGUUUGUGGGAUGCGAUUGACGCCGCGUGCCAGUCGUCGUCACCUCUGUGGCCGUUUACGCAGCGCACUGCACUGCAUCUCUUCCACGGUAUUUGCGCGGGCGUGCUUGCACUCCAUCGUGCAGGCUUUUGCCACAGAGAUAUCAAACCACACAACAUUCUGCUCUCCUCGUCCUCCACCGGGGAAGAUUUCCUUGCCUACAUCCCGGUGGUAACAGACUUUGGUAGCUGUGCCCCCAUUCGUGUCGAAGUCAACUCACGUCGGAAUUCACUCGAGCUGCAAGAUGAAGCAAACCGAAAAAGCUCCGCUCCGUAUCGGGCUCCAGAACUCUUCGAGCCAACAGUUGACGUAGCGCUGGAUGGUCAAUCGGACGUGUGGUCUCUUGGUUGCGUAUUAUACACGAUGGCAUUUGGAACCAGUCCAUUUGAGCACCCGCGAGAGGGCUUUAUGAAGCUGGCUUGCUUGAACGGCCGAGUGUCGUUCCCACCAGAACAAGGCGGCGUUGUGCUCCAUCGCGGGACUCAGUUUACGAUCGAGUUCUGCGACUUUAUCCGGGACAUGCUACACACAAACCCCGAGGAGCGGCCUUCAGUUUUGGACGCGCUCGAGUUCACUGAAGAGCUCCUCAAUGACGAAAUGCAGCGGUAA
Phytophthora infestans T30-4 is the source of this 1749-nucleotide messenger RNA. Its product is annotated as protein kinase. The record is from RefSeq and is a predicted model, not a curated record. Gene Ontology annotation, molecular function: protein serine/threonine kinase activity; ATP binding. The transcript is spliced from 8 exons. Gene Ontology annotation, biological process: protein phosphorylation. Gene Ontology annotation, cellular component: cytoplasm. NCBI's taxonomy places the organism in Eukaryota, Oomycota, Peronosporomycetes, Peronosporales, Peronosporaceae. Bases 1 to 1749 code for a protein of 582 amino acids.